AUGGGGAUUAUCACUGAGAAUUAUUUGUUAUUCCUUGCUAUCAUAGCCGUUCUUGGAGGGGUCGCUUUCACAAAGAAUGGUGCUUCUUUACCAGAGGUUUUGAAUUUUGGAAGGACGAAAAAACUUACUAGUGAAGAAAUUGCAAGAAUUAAUAAAAAUAGAAAGUUUGGUGAAUGGACACCGGAUCCAAAUUUCAAAACCCCAAUUCCACCAAGCUAUGCUAAUUGGGAUAUUGAGAAAACAAAACCGGUUCCAUAUAGAGCUUUCAAGCAUCGUUAUGUUGUAACUAUGGGAAUUCGUAGCAUGGAUUGGGAUGAAUGGAUUCAAUUGGAUAACGAAUGGCUCAGAUAUCAUGAGUUGAAAAAGGCAAGAGUUCAAGAAAAAGGUGAAGCAUUAUAUGCCACUAAUCCCAAAGCUCGUGCUGCUAUGUGGGAGUUUGUUGAUGAAUUAAAGAUAUAUUUAUCUCAUAGAUACCCAACUUUAUUCACUUAUUAUGCAGAAAAAGACGUGAUGAAGAUAAUUCCUACUGGUGAAGUGUUUCAUUUAUCAGAUAGAAUUUCCCAAGAUCCAGCAUACAUUGCUGCAAUGUGGUUACAAGAUGACAUAGCUAUUAUGGUUGAAGAUGAAAAUGGUCAGUAUAUUUUAAUGGCUGGAGCAAUUAUGUUGGCAGGAUUCUGGAGAUUGAAAGACAAAUAUAUGAUGCCUUUAAGUCAAAUCCACACCAGUGGUGAUGUUCCCAAAUAUAAUCUGAAUUUAAAAUCUGGGAUGGAGAAGUUUUUCGUUCGUAUGGGUUUAGAUAAGCCUGUUGUUCGUAAUAACUAUUUUAUUCAAACCGAUGAGAACUUGCCAUGGUCUACUUCCAUUGGUGAUGAAGAUACUGAACAAGUUGGUUGGUAUACUGCACCCGCAGCAUCAGACAUUAACAGAAUCUAUUUUAGAAGUGAAAGACAAUCUUUAAGAAGACUACCUAAAUCAGGGGCCAUUGCAUUUACUAUACGGACAUAUUUUUUGCCCGUUACUGAAAUGGUCAAGGAACCAUUUAUUCCAAGACGAUUAUUUGAUGCUAUUUCAAGUUGGGAACCUGACGUCCAAGAGUAUCGUGGUUUGGCAACCUUCAAAGAUAUAUUACUUCCAUAUUUAGAGCAAAAGGCAAAGGAACAAGAAGAUGCUGGGAUUACUGUUGAAAAUGAACCUCAAGUUUUUCCCUUUUAA
Molecule: messenger RNA, 1212 nt
Organism: Lizanozyma spartinae
Lineage: Eukaryota; Fungi; Ascomycota; Pichiomycetes; Serinales; Debaryomycetaceae
Exons: 1
Coding region: 1-1212 (403 amino acids)
Source: RefSeq, a predicted model, not a curated record